Messenger RNA from Hibiscus syriacus, 782 nucleotides. RefSeq names its product eukaryotic translation initiation factor 5A-2-like. The record is from RefSeq and is a predicted model, not a curated record. Gene Ontology annotation, molecular function: RNA binding; ribosome binding; translation elongation factor activity. Lineage: Eukaryota; Viridiplantae; Streptophyta; Magnoliopsida; Malvales; Malvaceae. The transcript has 5 exons. Gene Ontology annotation, biological process: positive regulation of translational termination; positive regulation of translational elongation. The coding region runs from base 120 to 599 and encodes 159 amino acids.
CAAGCAAAGCAUCAGUUACGCACACUAACUCACUCUCCUUUCUCUCUUCCAAAGUUUUGCUUUGAUCGGUAUCUCUCCCGUUCUCCAAAACUUUCUGAAUUUGUUUAAGCUUGGUCGUCAUGUCCGAUGAGGAUCGUCAUUUUGAAUCGAAAGCGGAUGCGGGAGCUUCUAAAACAUUUCCUCAGCAGGCCGGCACCGUCCGUAAGAACGGCCACAUUGUGAUCAAAGGUCGUCCUUGCAAGGUUGUGGAAGUUUCGACUUCCAAGACCGGAAAACACGGGCACGCGAAAUGUCAUUUCAUCGGAAUCGAUAUCUUCUCCGGCAAAAAAGUCGAAGAUAUCGUUCCUUCAUCUCACAACUGCGAUAUUCCUCAUGUCAAUCGUACUGAUUACCAGCUGAUUGAUAUCUCCGAGGAUGGAUUUGUGAGUUUGCUUACUGAAAGUGGUAAUACUAAGGAUGAUCUUCGGCUUCCCACUGAUGAUGCUCUGCUUACACAGAUAAAGACUGGAUUUGCAGAGGGGAAGGAUCUGAUUGUAACUGUGAUGUCAGCAAUGGGUGAAGAGCAGAUCUGUGCUUUGAAGGACAUUGGCCCCAAAUAAAUUCCGAUUUCUCAUUGCCCUAAUCAAAUAUGGUAAUGUUCAAUUUUUACUGAAAUUCCAUAUGGGUUUUAAAUGAAGAGUUUUGCUAAUUAGUGCAUUCUUUAAGAUUAUUUGAUUUAUCAGUUUAAUAAUAACAUUGUAUGAAAUUCAAUAAUUGAUGAUUUUGUUUGUCAUUUUUGAAGA